GGGAUAUGUAGUGCUUGACUUCCGCAGUGCACGCUGCGCCAGCAGGACAUUUUUUCCUGGUUUGGUGGGCAAGGUCUCAUGGGAAAGGUCAUGUCUCUCGAGGAAAGGUUAUAAACCCCUUGAUAUGAGGGUUGGGCGAGAAACGGAGCCUGUUGCGUUCCGUGUUGGGAUCAGGAAUAACCCUGACUUCUGAGCCUGUAUAACCCCAGGAUACUCCAGAAAAUUUGCGGCGCGCCGAGGGAAAACCUUGCUGAAGCUGUAUAUUGGAAUGGGUUUACAGUCAUCUUAAUGGAAGCAAAAUACAUGAAGGAAAAACAGUUCUUUGUAUCCCUGCUUAUUGCACCUGACGACUAGUUGCAGAUGGUUUUGUUUAACUAAGAAAACUUGUGAUGUAAAUGAAAAAAACACCUGUUUUCCUAGACUCAUUGGUUACAGAUAUGCUUCAUCUAAGAGCUAUUUGUCCAUUCUCCUGGAGAGUGUUUCAAUUUCGACCCAUCAGUUGUGAACCACUAAUUAUUCAGAUGAAUAAGUGUACAGAUGAGGAGCAAAUAUUUGAUUUUAUUGAAAGAAACAAAGCCAUACUUUCAGAAAAGCAAGUGGGAUGUGCAUUUGAUAUGCUUUGGAAGCUUCAAAAGCAGAAGACCAGCCUGUUAAAAAAUGUUGAGUAUGUCAGAGACCAUCCUCAAUUUCUUACUCUUCAUAAUUUAGCUACAAAUAAAUUCAAAUUAAUGAAUGACGAUACCCUGGUGAAUGUGUUACACAUCACACAACGGUUUGCUGGUGAGUCCCACGACCCACUAGUUGAAGCACUAGUUACAGAAGCAUGGAGAAGGUUAGAAAGGUUUGAUAUUAAACUGCUCUCAGAAUUUUCCUCUUGCCUAGCAGAUCAGCAUUUGUAUUUUAGUCCAUUAAUGGGAAAAAUAGCUGAUAUUGUUCAUAGGAACUUGGAAACCACACAGGACUUAAGUUCCUUGUCUGUCUUGAUGGUCAACAUAUCUUCUUUAAUAUCACGACAUUUUCAACAACAACUGGUGAACAAAACAGAACUUCUUUUUGACACCAUAGAUUCUUCUGAGGUCAACGUUGCAACAAGAAUAGCACAGUUUCUUCGAAAUAUUAAAUAUUGUUAUCAACCACUAUUAGAAAAGUGUAAUAACGUAUUUUUAAGUAAUGUGGACCAACUUGAUUUGGAUUCCAUCAGUAAAAUAUUUAGGCUAUACAAGAUUCUACAGUUUAAUAGUUUUGAAUUUAUUAUGAUGGCUAAAAAGAAGCUAACUGAAAUGAUUCCUCUGUGUAAUCAUCCUGCUAGCUUUGUAAAAUUGUUUGUAACAUUGGGACCCAUUGCAGGACCUGAAGAAAAGAAACAACUUAAAUCAACUUUGUUAUUGAUGUCAGAGGACCUAACUGGUGAGCAAGCCCUGGCAGUGUUGAGAGCAAUGGAAGAUAUGGAAAGCAGAAAUUCACAUCUGAUUAAAAAAGUUACUUCAGUUCUGCAUAAACAUUUGGAUAGCUAUAAACCAUUAGAGUUGUUGAAGAUAACUCAAGCACUGACUUUUCUGCAUUUCCAAAGGAAGGAGUUUUCUGCAAAACUUAGAGAAUUACUGCUUAGUUAUUUGAAAAUUAGUUUCAUACCAACUGAGGUGUCCAUUCUGGUCUAUGCUAUUUCCCUUCUCCCUUCUCCUCACUUGGACGAAGUGGGGAUAUCCCGAAUUGAAGCCGUUUUACCACAGUGUAACCUACAUAACCUGAGUAAUUUUGCUACAUCUGUUUUAAGAUGGAUUCAGUAUGAUCACAUGUAUUUGGAUAGUAUUACUGGGAAACAACUGAAACUACUUCAAAAAUUAGAUCACUAUGGUCGUCAGAGACUACAACACAGCAACAGUUUGGAUCUGUUAUGGGAGGAACUUAAAUCUGUCAGAGGAAACACAUUUCCUGAGUCACUUCUUGAAGAAACGAUUGCUACUUUACAGCAUUUCGUGGAUGAAAUUAAUUACAUAAAUGUUGUGGAGAUUGCAUCUUUUAUUUCUAAUACUGAUUACCUCAGUACUUUGCUACUUGAUAGGAUAGCCUCAGUGGCUGUUCAGCAGAUUGAAAAGAUCCAUCCUUUUACAAUCCUUGCUAUUAUUCUUCCAUUCAGCACUUUGAACUAUGAUCCACCUCAAAGGGAUGAAUUUUUUGGAACUUGCGUGCAACAUCUUAAUUCUUAUUUAGGUAUAUUGGAUCCUCUUAUGUUAGUGUGUCUUGGUUUCUCUUUGGCCACACUUCAAUAUUUUCCAGAAGAUCUGCUAAAGUCAAUUUUUAACAUCGAAUUCUUAGCUAGAUUGGAUUCUCAACUUGAAAUUUUAUCUUCAUCUCUAAGUGCAAGAGUCCAGUUUCAUCUUAUGGAGUUAAAUAGAUCAAUCUGCUUGGAAUGCCCUGAGUUUCAGAUUCCAUGGUUUCAUGACCGCUUCUGUCAACAAUAUAAUAAAGGUAUUGGCGGCAUGAGUGGAGCACAACAGCAGAUUUAUAAAAUGUUAACAGAGGUACUAGGAGGAAUCAAUUGUGUAAAAGCCUCGGUUCUUACGCCUUAUUACCACACAGUAGAUUUUGAGUGUAUCUUGGAUAAAAGAAAAAAACCUCUUCCAUAUGGAAGCCAUAAUAUAGCAUGGGGACAGCUACCAGAAAUGCCCUGGGAAUCAAAUACUGAAAUAGUUGGAUCAAGGCUGCCACCAGGGGCUGAAAGGAUUGCUUUGGAAUUUUUGGAUUCAAAAUCAUUUUGUAGAAAUAUCCCUCACAUGAAAGGAAAAUCUGCUAUGAAAAAACGACAUUUGGAAAUUCUGGGGUAUCGUGUAAUUCAGAUUUCUCAGUUCGAAUGGAACUCUAUGGCACUGUCAACAAAGGAUGCUCGGAUGGACUACCUGAGAGAACGUAUAUUUGGAGAAGUCAAGUCAUGACUGCUGUCAUUUGAAAUGACUGAGAUCAGUUCCUGUGGAGACAGUUGCAUGAAGUCCUCUUCCUUACAAAUCUGUACAAAGCGAUCAGACACAAAUUCACGGGCAGAAAUGGCGAGUCUUGGGCAGUCAAGGAGAAGUCCUAAUCUUAGGAUGGCUAGACAGUUACCAGGAGCAAGUCUUUUCUGAAGAUAAGAAAC
Rhinopithecus roxellana (golden snub-nosed monkey) is the source of this 3130-nucleotide messenger RNA. RefSeq names its product FAST kinase domains 1 (gene FASTKD1). The record is from RefSeq and is a predicted model, not a curated record. Gene Ontology annotation, molecular function: RNA binding. Lineage: Eukaryota; Metazoa; Chordata; Mammalia; Primates; Cercopithecidae. The transcript is spliced from 16 exons. The coding region runs from base 396 to 2933 and encodes 845 amino acids. Gene Ontology annotation, cellular component: mitochondrial matrix; ribonucleoprotein granule. Gene Ontology annotation, biological process: mitochondrial RNA processing; regulation of mitochondrial mRNA stability.